Asparagus officinalis (garden asparagus) is the source of this 452-nucleotide messenger RNA. RefSeq lists its product as uncharacterized. The coding region runs from base 113 to 328 and encodes 71 amino acids. The transcript has a single exon. Lineage: Eukaryota; Viridiplantae; Streptophyta; Magnoliopsida; Asparagales; Asparagaceae. The record is from RefSeq and is a predicted model, not a curated record.
UCCCAAGCCGAUCUCAAACAAACCCCAACUCCAGCUGAGCCACCUUCAUUCAAUCUUAAGGUCUGAAAUUUAAUAGAAAAAAAAUAAUAAGAAGAAACUCAAAAGAGAAGAAAUGGGUCUAGAAAUUGUGAUCUCCCUCCCUCUGAUAUUGUUCGCCAUUUUUCUCGGUUUCGGUUGCUUCUUGUUCGGGAGGGCGAAGGGGAGGCAGGACAUGAGGACCGGGGUCGGCUCUCAGAUCUACGGCGCGCCCGUGCCCCCUCCGGCGGUGGUCAGAGAGGCCGGUCAGUCUCCUGACGAUAUGAAGAAGCAAGGACCUGAUAACGUUUGAAAACGUGUCGAGUUCUUGAGUACCAAAAUGUGUUCAUUUCAUUUGUUGUAUCUUGUUGGUUAGUCGUUUAUCAUCGUUUUAUUAUGAGAAAUAUAAAACUUUGGUUGUUGAUUUCAUGAGUGAA